UGUCUCAGUUUAAAAUGGUGAAUUACUCUUACGAUGAAGACCUUGAGGAACUGUGUCCAGUCUGUGGAGAUAAAGUAUCUGGGUACCAUUAUGGACUUCUCACUUGUGAAAGCUGCAAGGGAUUCUUUAAGAGAACGGUCCAGAAUAACAAAAGGUACACGUGUAUAGAAAAUCAGAAUUGCCAGAUCGACAAAACACAGAGAAAACGGUGCCCUUACUGUCGAUUUCAAAAAUGCCUAAGUGUUGGAAUGAAAUUGGAAGCUGUGCGAGCUGACCGAAUGCGUGGCGGUCGAAACAAGUUUGGACCAAUGUACAAGAGAGACAGGGCACUGAAGCAGCAGAAGAAAGCUCUUAUCCGAGCAAAUGGACUCAAACUGGAGGCAAUGACUCAGGUGAUCCAAGCAAUGCCGACUGACCUGACAAUAUCCUCUGCAAUCCAGAACAUCCAUUCUGCCUCCAAGGGCCUACCUCUGAACCAUACUGCCUUGCCUCCUACAGACUAUGACAGAAGCCCCUUUGUAACCUCUCCAAUUAGCAUGACAAUGCCACCCCAUGGCAGCUUGCAAGGUUACCAGACCUACAGCCAUUUUCCAAACCGUGCUAUCAAGUCUGAGUACCCUGACCCUUACACUAGUUCACCAGAGUCAAUAAUGGGCUACUCCUACAUGGAUAGUUAUCAAACAAGCUCACCAGCAAGUAUUCCACACCUGAUACUGGAACUCCUGAAAUGUGAGCCAGAUGAGCCACAAGUCCAAGCUAAGAUCAUGGCGUAUCUGCAGCAGGAGCAAGCCAACAGAAGCAAACACGAGAAGCUCAACACGUUUGGACUUAUGUGCAAAAUGGCUGACCAAACCCUCUUCUCCAUUGUUGAGUGGGCUAGGAGUAGCAUCUUUUUUAGAGAACUUAAGGUUGAUGACCAAAUGAAGUUGCUUCAGAACUGCUGGAGCGAACUCUUAAUUCUAGAUCACAUUUACCGGCAAGUGGUACACGGGAAAGAAGGCUCCAUCCUUCUAGUUACUGGGCAACAAGUGGAUUAUUCUGUAAUAGCAUCCCAAGCUGGAGCCACCCUGAACAAUCUGAUGAGCCACGCACAAGAGUUAGUAGCAAAGCUUCGUUCCCUGCAGUUUGAUCUACGAGAGUUUGUAUGCCUCAAAUUCCUGGUGCUGUUUAGUUUAGAUGUUAAAAACCUUGAGAACUUCCAGCUUGUGGAAGGUGUUCAGGAACAAGUGAAUGCUGCUCUGCUGGACUACACAAUGUGUAAUUACCCACAGCAAACAGACAAAUUUGGGCAGCUUCUCCUGCGACUACCAGAAAUCCGGGCCAUCAGCAUGCAGGCCGAAGAAUACCUCUACUACAAACACCUGAACGGGGAUGUGCCAUGUAAUAACCUUCUCAUUGAAAUGCUGCAUGCAAAGAGAGCAUAA
Messenger RNA from Indicator indicator, 1424 nucleotides. It is a transcript of the gene NR5A2, whose product is annotated as nuclear receptor subfamily 5 group A member 2. Bases 15 to 1424 code for a protein of 469 amino acids. The transcript is spliced from 6 exons. Gene Ontology annotation, cellular component: RNA polymerase II transcription regulator complex. Lineage: Eukaryota; Metazoa; Chordata; Aves; Piciformes; Indicatoridae. Gene Ontology annotation, biological process: tissue development; hormone-mediated signaling pathway; regulation of transcription by RNA polymerase II. The record is from RefSeq and is a predicted model, not a curated record. Gene Ontology annotation, molecular function: RNA polymerase II cis-regulatory region sequence-specific DNA binding; nuclear receptor activity; zinc ion binding.